This is a messenger RNA of Sclerotinia trifoliorum, 2121 nucleotides long. The record is from the annotation of a GenBank genome assembly. Lineage: Eukaryota; Fungi; Ascomycota; Leotiomycetes; Helotiales; Sclerotiniaceae.
UUGCACUUUCGCGCCCCAGUAAGUGUCAUGAAAGUCCUUUUGUAUUCUAAAGAAAAUGUACAACAAUCUUUUUUUAAAAACUGUAUGAGACUUAGAAGUAAAGUCGUACAAAAUGCGUUAUCAAUUCUAUUCUAGAGUGUUGAGCAGACAAUGGAACGUCUAUCAGGGUCUCAAUCUUUCCAAACGAUCUCCAACCACACACAAAUUCUUUCACGCAUCUGCGAAGCGAUUAGCCAUUAAACCAUUCAUGUUGGCAGAUAUUGGAGAAGGUUAGAAUAGUGACAUGAUUAAAUAUCUUCCUCUUACUAAUUCAUAUUUUAGGAAUCAAAGAAUGUGAAAUCAUACAGUGGUUCGUGGAGCCAGAAGCCCGGGUGGAGGAAUGGGACAAAUUAUGUGAAGUACAAAGUGACAAGGCUUCGGUCGAAAUUACCAGUCGAUUCUCCGGUGUCAUAAAGAAAUUGCAUUAUGAAGCUGGGGAUAUGGCACAGGUGGGAAAACCUCUCUUGGAUAUUGAUAUACAAGGAGGGGUCGAGCAAGAGGAUUCAGGUGUCGUUGAGGGGUCAAGUACUGGCCAGGACUCUAAAGCCCAAUCUCUGGACAGGUCAUCCACAGAAUACAAAGUAGAUGUCCCGGGUGCUUCGCAACCAGCUGCUAAGACUCAGUCUUUCCCUCCAGCUCCUAAAGGAAAGUAUGCAGCAUUAGCGACACCAGCAGUACGCCAUCUUACAAAAGAGUUGGAUGUAAAUAUAUUAGAUGUGACAGGUACGGGGAAAGAUGGCCGUGUACUCAAGGAGGAUGUGCAUCAAUUUGCGAGACAGAGAGACAGUGCUCCGUCAACAACCCAAGAGCUCCCCGAGGAAGCGAACGGCGGGUCUCAGAAGGAGUAUACUACUUCAUUAACGCCUAUUCAACAGCAAAUGUUCAAGGUUAUGACGAAGUCUCUGGCCAUACCUCAAUUUCUAUAUACUGAUGAAAUAGACUUCACGAAACUCUUUCAAGUACGAGAUCGUAUCAAUAAACAACUGGCAAGCUCCCCCGUCAACGGGGUCGCCAAGCUAUCCUACCUACCAUUCAUCGUCAAAGCUGUCUCUUUAACUCUCAAUCAUUACCCCAUUCUAAAUGCUCGGGUCGACAUUGAUCCCGCCACUCAAAAGCCCAUAUUGACAAUGCGUCCUCAACACAAUAUCGGCAUUGCAAUGGACACCCCAGCAGGCCUCCUGGUCCCUGUCCUUAAACACGCCCAAACCACGUCCAGCCUCCUCUCCAUAACUCAAACUCUCACCUCCCUCCAAUCUCUUGCCACAACCUCCACACUCACUUCUUCCCAUCUCUCUGGUGGUACCAUAACCAUUUCUAACAUCGGCAACAUCGGCGGCACUUACCUCUCUCCCGUCAUCGUCGAGUCUCAGCUCGCCAUCCUCGGCAUCGGCAAACUACGCACCAUACCUGCGUUCGACGCCGACGGGAAUGUUGUCCGAAAACAAGUCAUCAAUUUCAGCUGGAGCGCCGACCACCGAGUGAUUGACGGUGCAACCAUGGCUCGCGCCGCCGAAAUGGUCAGAGGAUAUAUUGAAGAUCCAGAAACCAUGCUCUUGCAUAUGAAAUGAUGCACUACUGCACAUCCAACCUACAUGACAUCAUGCCCUGGUCUCGUUUUGCAUACAUGUAUGCCUAGUAAAAGCGGCUGCAGAAUCCAACACCACGAGAUCGUUUUUUGCCCCAGACCACAAGAUCUCAUUUCACGCUGCAUUCUGCAUCACCUUGAGAUAUUUGAUAGAAACACAACAUACGCAUUACUGUAAUACCAUACCCCACGGGCACAAGGAUACGCAUUUCUCACCCACUUCCAAUUGGGUAAACGAAGUCACGAAGUCUGUUUCCACGUUGGCAACCACAUCAAAUGUGACUAACUCACUAUAAACAUCUGCGUCGCAUUCGGGGUCUCAAAAGAAAGGGGGCGUUCGGGUUCAGCUUUCGGGUUCAAAUGAAAGAAAAAAUGGAUAAUGGAUAUUGAUUGAUUGCACUUGCACUUGCGAAUGCGAACCCUCCCAUUCCGGCGUAGCAUAAAAAUAAAAUACAAAACAAAACAAAUAUACAUACAUACAUGCAUAAAUCAAGAAC